AUGGUGCCGCCGCCUCCGAGUCGGGGAGGAGCGGUGAGGAGGCAGCUGGGCAGGAGCCUGGGUCCGCUGCUGCUGCUCCUGGCGCUGGGACACACGUGGAGCUACCGAGAGGAGCCCGAGGACGGCGACAGAGAAAUCUGCUCAGAAAACAAGAUCGCCACGACGAAAUAUCCGUGUCUGAAGCCUUCGGGUGAGCUCACCACGUGUUUCAGGAAAAAAUGCUGCAAAGGGUAUAAAUUUGUUCUUGGACAAUGCAUUCCAGAAGAUUACGACGUGUGCGCUGAGGCCCCCUGUGAGCAGCAGUGCACGGACAACUUCGGCCGAGUGCUGUGCACCUGCUACCCGGGGUUCCGGUACGACCGGGAGAGACACCGGAGGCGCGAGAAGCCCUACUGCCUGGAUAUUGACGAGUGUGCCACCAGCAACGAGACGCUGUGCGCACACACGUGCAUCAACACCGUGGGCAGCUACCGCUGCGAAUGCCGGGAGGGUUACAUCCAGGAGGACGACGGGAGGACGUGCACCCGGGGAGACAAAUACCCCAAUGACACUGGGCACAACGAGAAGUCCGAGAACGCAGUGGAGGCUGGAAGCUGCUGUGCCACGUGCAAGGAGUUUCACCAGAUGAAGCAGACGGUGCUGCAGCUGAAGCAGAAGAUCGCCCUGCUCCCCAGCAGCGCUGCCGACCUGGGCAAGUACAUCACCGGCAACAAAGUACUGGCCUCAAACGCCUACCUCCCGGGACCUCCUGGGCUGCCUGGGGGCCAGGGCCCUCCUGGUUCACCGGGACCAAAGGGAAGCCCGGGCUUCCCCGGUGUCCCAGGACCUCCCGGGCAGCCUGGCCCGCGGGGCUCGAUGGGACCCAUGGGACCAUCUCCUGAUCUGUCCCACAUUAAGCAAGGCCGGAGGGGCCCCGUGGGUCCGCCAGGUGCACCAGGAAGAGACGGCUCUAAGGGAGAGAGAGGAGCUCCUGGACCCAGAGGGUCGCCAGGACCCCCUGGGUCUUUCGACUUCCUGCUACUUAUGCUGGCUGACAUCCGCAAUGACAUUGCCGAGCUGCAGGAGAAGGUGUUUGGGCACCGGACACACUCGUCAGCGGAGGAGUUCCCUUUACCUCAGGAAUUUUCCAGCUACCCGGAAACCAUGGACUUUGGCUCUGGAGACGAGUACCCAAAAAGAACCGAGAUGAGGGACUUGGGACCCACCAGAGACUUUUAUCCUUAGCAUGUCCUGUUAUCAUCAUGCCAAAGGAGGGGAAAAGUGUUUUUCACCUGCAGUUAAAUCCUAUACAAAAAAAGAAAAAGAAAAA
This is a messenger RNA of Enhydra lutris kenyoni (northern sea otter), 1309 nucleotides long. Its product is annotated as collagen and calcium binding EGF domains 1. Gene Ontology annotation, molecular function: calcium ion binding. The transcript has 11 exons. Lineage: Eukaryota; Metazoa; Chordata; Mammalia; Carnivora; Mustelidae. Bases 1 to 1224 code for a protein of 407 amino acids. The record is from RefSeq and is a predicted model, not a curated record.